GAGGCUUCUUGUGACAUGAUUAUGAUAAUUUACAGGGCUGUUAUUGCCGCUGAACAAGGAAGCCCCACUAACUGACCGUCGCGUCACUAUUUGUACUGUACCCGUCCCUGGAAAGUCAACAUGGACAAUACGAUUCCCUUCUUUCAUUCAAUCGGAACCGAACAGCAAUGCCGCAUUAUCUCGACAGCAGCUAUUAGUAUCAAGGCAAGGGGUUACGCCUGACAUGUGAUAUGCCUCCUGGAGUCCCAUCUUCAAUCCCACUGAGCUCCAUUCGCCCCAGGACGACGGUCAAGAGAUGGGUCUCCAAGAUUCGCGGUGGUCGACACCGGGUCGCCAUGCGGUGUCGUCAACGUCGAGCGCGCCGCCAACCCCCAAACCGCAUGAUUCAGCAGCGAUCCGAGUUCCAGCUAACCCAGCUGCAAGCCAUCCAGAUCUUGUCCGUCAUAGUCCCCCAGAGAGGAGGAUCCCGGAGAGAGAACUCGACAGGUACCUUAAGCUUGUUGCCCGUCUCAAAUGGAAACUGCCCUUCCUCGCCCAGGGAUACCGAAUCGCCACAGAUCGCGUCGGGCGCAGGUCCGAGGAGGCCGCUGCAAAUGAGAUUCACUUCAAGAUCGAUUUUUAUGAAUACUACAUGCACAUCGAGCGAGCCCUAGUCCACCUCAUGGGCGUCUUCGGCAUCAAGGUGACCGGCCUCGGCGAUAGUCUGCACAACCCCUCCUCGAGCGCGAGCGGCAGCAACCCGACGCGGGCAACGGACCGGGGGAUCCGCACGGGUGUGGUCGCCACCCCGGGCAGCACGCACCGGUUCCACGCCAACGUGCUCGCGGCCCUCGACAAGCCCGACAACCCCUUACAUGAGGCUUUGGGCCAGGGAGAGGUGCGGAAGCAGCUGGCCAGGGCCAAGGAGCUGCGCAACCGCUGGAAGAACGCGGACGGUGCCGUGGGGGCCGACGAGAAGGGGUACGCUCCAGCUCCUCUGGAGGCGUACAAUCUGGAAAGGAUCCUGGAGGGCAUCUUUGCCGGCUUUGAUCAGGGACAUGCACUUGCGGAGUUGUACAUCCAGCAGCUGCGCGAGAGCAGUACCGCGGCGGGUCUAGCUAAUGCUAUGGACUGGGAUGGGGAGGAGGACGAUUGGGGGUUCAUCGCGGAUGCCAUGGACUGGGAGGCCAUAUGAGAAGCAAUGGGCGAAGAUGGGGGGAGGGCAAAACAAAGCACAGGAUUACAGCGUAUGAUACCCACAGCAGAUUAUAGAGAUUGAUU
This is a messenger RNA of Truncatella angustata, 1260 nucleotides long. RefSeq lists its product as uncharacterized. The record is from RefSeq and is a predicted model, not a curated record. The transcript is spliced from 2 exons. Bases 296 to 1174 code for a protein of 292 amino acids. NCBI's taxonomy places the organism in Eukaryota, Fungi, Ascomycota, Sordariomycetes, Amphisphaeriales, Sporocadaceae.